AUGGCGCUCCGCGAAUACAAGUCCAUCGUCAACUAUGAGACGCACCAGAGUGCGUUUGAGGUCUUCCUCCAGGAUUUCAAGACCUCUCCCGAGCACACCAUUACCACUGCCAUGGGAAAUGUCACCAUCGAUGAGGAUGACUUGAGCGACGAGUACGACUUUAUGGAUGAGGACGAUGAAACAGGCGAGCGCCGCCGCCGCGACAAGGAGCAACAGCGCGCCCCCCACCACAAAUACAAGGAGAUAAUGCAGAAGCUGGCCGAUCGUACGCAAGAAGAGAUUGUCAUCGAUCUGGAUGAUCUCGGUACUUGGGAAAACGAGACUGGCGAGGGGCUCAAGCUCGUCGACUCCAUCGAGCUCAACACAAAGCACUACGUCGACAUCAUGGCCCAAGCUGUGGACAAGGUCAUGCCGCCGCCCAGUGUAGAUGUCAACUUCAAGGACGACGUGCUUGACGUGCUGAUGGCGCGCCGGCAGGCGCGAAACCGGGAGCUUGAGGAAGCCGCUGAGCGCGACCCUACACUCGAAGAGGACAAGUUCCCUGCCGAGCUCACUCGCCGCUACACACUGGUCUUCAAGCCCCGCAUAAAUGCACCCGACUUUGCCUCCAAGGCUCUCGCAGUGCGCCACGUACGUGGUGAUAAUCUGGGCCACCUCAUCACCGUCCGCGCCAUUGUCACUCGCGUCUCCGAUGUCAAGCCCAUCGUGCAAGUCAGCGCGUACACCUGCGACCGAUGUGGUUGCGAAAUCUUCCAGCCCGUCACGGACAAGCAGUACGGCCCUCUGAUGAUGUGCCCGUCAAAUGACUGCAAGAACAACCAGUCCAAGGGACAACUCAACCCCUCGACGCGUGCCUCCAAAUUUCUCCCCUUCCAGGAGGUCAAAGUGCAGGAAAUGGCCGAACAGGUUCCCAUUGGCCAGAUUCCUCGAUCUCUCACAAUUCACUGCUUCGGCAGUCUCGUGCGUCGCGUCAACCCCGGCGACGUUGUCGAUAUUUCCGGCAUUUUCCUGCCGACGCCCUACACCGGCUUCAAGGCCAUGAAGGCCGGUCUUUUGACUGAUACCUAUCUCGAGGCCCACUACAUCCGCCAGCACAAGAAGGCCUACAGCGAGAUGAUUGUUGACCCUUCAUUGGUGCGACGCAUUGAAAAGUACCGACAGACAGGCCAGGUCUACGAACUGCUUGCCAAGUCCAUUGCGCCCGAGAUCUUCGGCCAUCUCGAUGUCAAGAAGGCGCUCCUUCUCCUUCUCAUCGGUGGUGUCGGCAAAGAAAUGGGCGACGGUAUGAAGAUCAGAGGAGACCUCAACAUCUGCAUGAUGGGUGAUCCUGGUGUGGCGAAGUCUCAGCUUCUCAAGUACAUCUCCAAGGUUGCUCCCCGUGGUGUCUACACAUCUGGCCGCGGUAGCAGUGGUGUCGGUCUUACGGCCGCCGUUAUGAGAGAUCCUGUCACUGAUGAGAUGGUGCUCGAAGGUGGCGCCCUUGUUCUCGCUGACAACGGUAUCUGCUGUAUUGAUGAAUUCGACAAGAUGGACGAAAACGAUCGCACCGCCAUCCACGAAGUCAUGGAACAGCAGACAAUUUCCAUCUCCAAGGCCGGAAUCUCGACCACGCUCAACGCCCGCACUUCCAUCCUCGCCGCAGCUAACCCCAUCUACGGUCGCUACAACCCGCGCAUCUCCCCUGUUGAGAACAUUAACCUCCCCGCGGCGCUCCUCUCGCGUUUCGACAUCAUCUUCCUACUCCUCGACGUUCCCUCCCGCGAGACGGACGAGCAGCUCGCCAAGCACGUUGCCUUUGUGCACAUGAACAACCGCCACCCCGACGUCGGCACCGACAACGUCGUCUUCACCCCGCACGAGGUCCGCUCGUACGUGGCCCAGGCCCGCACAUACAGACCGACCGUGCCCGAGUCUGUUACCGAGUACAUGAUCCGCACGUACGUCCGCAUGCGCGAUCAGCAGCAGCGCGCCGAGAAGAAGGGCAAGCAGUUUACCCACACCACCCCUCGUACGCUGCUCGGCGUCGUGCGUCUCGCGCAGGCCCUCGCCCGUCUGCGCUUCAGCAACGAGGUCACCCAGGACGAUGUCGAUGAGGCGCUGCGCCUGGUCGAGGCGUCCAAGGACAGCCUCAACGUCGAGCUUGGCUCUGGCCGCCGCGGCCUCAACGCCAGCAGCCGAAUCUACAACCUCGUCAAGGCGCUCGCGGACUCGGGCGCCUGCCGCGCCGACGAUGCCGAGGACGAUGAGCUGGGCAUCGAGCUGAGCAUGAGAAAGGUCAAGGAGCGCGUGAUUGCCAAGGGAUUCACCGAGGACCAAUGGAUGAAUGCCCUGGAGGAGUACACGACUCUAGACGUUUGGCAAACAACUGGUAGCGGUACGAGACUCGUCUUUGUCACUGCCAUCGGUGAUGACGGCAACGAUGACAUGGAUGAUAUAUAG
This is a messenger RNA of Akanthomyces muscarius, 2439 nucleotides long. RefSeq lists its product as uncharacterized. Lineage: Eukaryota; Fungi; Ascomycota; Sordariomycetes; Hypocreales; Cordycipitaceae. Gene Ontology annotation, biological process: DNA strand elongation involved in DNA replication; DNA replication initiation; double-strand break repair via break-induced replication. The record is from RefSeq and is a predicted model, not a curated record. Gene Ontology annotation, molecular function: ATP hydrolysis activity; ATP binding; single-stranded DNA helicase activity. Gene Ontology annotation, cellular component: nucleus; MCM complex. The transcript has 3 exons. Bases 1 to 2439 code for a protein of 812 amino acids.